AUAGUAUCUGGUGGCUGGUGCAAUCUAAUCUGAGGGUCAACUUCCUCAGACAUAAUCACAUUCAAACAAAAAUAAGAUUGCCUUCGCCUGCCACAAAGAAAAUUAGAUGGGUAUUCGGAUCGGAGGAGAAUGAUUUUAUUAGGUAGAGUUUUUGAAAUACAGGUGAACACUAGUUGUGAGAAUCAUUCCAUAUCAAAAUGGCCUUUAGAUUUCAUCAUCUCUCCAAUAACAACAUCACCCUGCUUCUUGCUGCUGCUGCCGUUUCCUUUUCCUCCUCCUCCUCAUGGCCGUCGAUGAAUUUUUACACUCUUCUCAACACCCUCUUCUUCAUUCCAAUGGAGCUCAUGCCCACAACACCAAUAACAACAAUAAAAACAUCAUCUUUGUAUCAUUGGCUAAAUGGGUUCUCAAAGUUACCAUGUGGGUUGUAUUCCUUGCAUGGGUUAUUUUCUUAUUUCUCUUUCCUACAGACUUUGGGACUGGACUCUAUGAUGACUGGGUUGAUGCAACCAGUGGAACCCUCUUUGGGGAGACAGGAAGUGUGUUGCUCUUAUACAGCGGCCCAAUUAUCAUUAUUGCUUUUCUUGCUGUUCCAUAUCUUCUCCUCUCUGGGGAAGACCAACUACAAGUAAAAGAGAAGAAGACUCCAAAAUUCAGAUUGUGGACUUUUCCCGUUCUGGUGGAUGGACCACUUGGGGUUGUUUCCGCUGCUGAAUUGAUUGGCAUAAUCCUCUUUAUCGUGUUUGUUAUCUGGGCUGUUUAUUCUUAUACUGUAGUGAACUUUGAAAUCCUACCUAGCUAUGGUGAUGACUUGACCCUCGAAGAAAAGAGGGUUUUUAUGUUGCAAAUGUCAGCAUAUUCCUUUGGUUUGAUUGGCUUAACUUGCUUGGCUUUUCUGUUUCUCCCAGUUGCAAGGGGAUCGAUUCUCCUCCGCCUUAUUGAUAUACCUUUUGAGCAUGCCAUCAGAUAUCAUGUGUGGGUGGGAAAUCUCACAAUGUUCCUCCUUACUCUUCAUGGACUUUGCUAUAUGAUUGUUUGGGCAAUCCGGGGCAUCAUACCAUCUGAAAUAAUAGAGUGGAAAAGUGAUGGUGGUGCUAAUUUUGCUGGGGUGAUCUGCUAUUUAUUUGGUCUGUUGAUAUGGGUGACUACACUUCCUCCUGUGAGGAAGCGAUAUUUUGAGCUUUUCUACUACACACAUCACCUCUACGUACUGUUUAUCAUCUUCUUUGCCUUGCAUGUUGGUGAUACCUACUUUAGCAAAGCUGCUGGAGGAAUAUUUCUGUUCAUGCUUGAUCGCUUUCUAAGGUUUUGGCAGUCACGAACGAAUGUCAAUGUAAUUUCAACUACAUGCUAUCCAUGUGGAACAGUGAAAUUGGUGCUUUCAAAACCUGGAAACUUGCAAUACAAUGCCCUCAGUUUCAUCUUCCUCCGAAUGCGUGAAAUAUCCUGGCUGCAAUGGCAUCCUUUCAGUGUUUCAUCAAGUCCUUCAGAUGGUAAAUAUCAUAUUUCGGUCCUAAUAAAGGCUGUUGGGGACUGGACAGAAAAGCUAAGAGGGAAAGUCUCAGAGGAAUCUAAAAUAGAGCUACCUUUCCAACCUCAUUCCGAGAUUUUGGCUUCUGUAGAGGGGCCUUAUGGGCAUGAAUCACCAUACCACUUAAUGUACGAAAAGCUUAUAUUGGUUGCAGGAGGCAGUGGGAUCUCCCCAUUCUUAGCUAUCUUGAGUGAUAUUCUCCAUCGUACUAAGCAGAAAAAACUUUCUGUACCAAGACAUGUCUUACUUGUUUGGGCUGUAAAAAGGUCAAAUGAGCUUUCUCUUUUUUCCACAAAUGACAUGAAGUCGAUCUGUCCAUCUUUCUCUAAUCAAUUGAAUAUUGAAAUUCAAACCUAUGUCACUCGAGAAUCAGAGCCUUCAUUGGAGGAAAAUUUAGUUCACAAGGCUACAAGCUCUUCUGCUUUUUCUGUCUCCAAGGGAGGGGGCAUAUCAGUUUUAGUUGGUACUGGAAAUAAGUUAUGGGCUGGAAGCUAUGUUAUCAUAUCUACAGUUGGGUUUGUUAUCACUUUGGGUUUGUUAAACAUCUGUUAUCUAAACCCUUUUAGUAUAUCAUAUUGGUGGUACAGAGGGAUUUUGCUUUUAGCAUGCAUGGUUAUAAGCGUUUGCAUCUUUGGGGGCCUUAUGGUUGGUUUAUGGCAUCUUUGGGGAAAAAGAACCUCAGCCAGGGGAGAAGGUGAUGAAGAUGGGGAAAAGUUUAACAUGAGGCAGCAUAUUGAAGGGGUGACAGAUGAAGACUUAAGCCUGGGAACUUUUGCUCAUUCAUAUUUUGUACGAUAUGGUUGCAGACCAGACUUCAAAGAAAUUUUUGGAUCAAUAUCAGAUCGUUGGGGCCAUGCUGAUGUGGGUGUCAUUGUGUGUGGUCCUCCAACUCUUCAAUCAAGUGUUGCUAAAGAGUGUAGAUCACAAAGUUUGAAGAGAAGAAGCAGUCACCCAAUAUUCCAUUUCAACAGCCACAGUUUUGAUUUAUAGGGUUAUUAUUGAGUGCCCUUUGUACUAUUAGGCUUAAAAAAAAUUUCAACUUUUAUAACCCAAAUGGUUUGUAACGGCUAUCUGCUGACGACCAUAAUGUACCGAAUUCUCAUUCACACUUGCCGUAUGUGGAACAAUUUCCCGUGUUUAGGUUACCAUGCUUAAAUUGAAAUGAUUUCAUAGUCUGAGACUAUGAGUUCUAGUUAGCUCAACUAGCAGUUUUUGAUGGUUGAAUAAGAAAUAUAAAGUUCAA
This is a messenger RNA of Quercus lobata, 2774 nucleotides long. RefSeq names its product ferric reduction oxidase 7, chloroplastic-like. The coding region runs from base 284 to 2521 and encodes 745 amino acids. The record is from RefSeq and is a predicted model, not a curated record. NCBI's taxonomy places the organism in Eukaryota, Viridiplantae, Streptophyta, Magnoliopsida, Fagales, Fagaceae. The transcript is spliced from 9 exons. Gene Ontology annotation, cellular component: plasma membrane. Gene Ontology annotation, molecular function: ferric-chelate reductase activity.